Molecule: messenger RNA, 399 nt
Organism: Gossypium raimondii (Peruvian cotton)
Lineage: Eukaryota; Viridiplantae; Streptophyta; Magnoliopsida; Malvales; Malvaceae
Source: the annotation of a RefSeq genome assembly
AUGGUACUGGCAUUUUGUAGACGUGGUUCGGUUAUUCCCAUUUGUCUCUAUCUAUUGGUGGGGAGGUAUAUGAAGGAACGAAACGGUGGAUUAAAAAAUGAAAGCUCGAAGACAAAGAGAAUCGGGCUUUUCCAAAGAAUUACUGCUGCUUUCCCACUCCCUUUGAUUAUCAUAUACAAAAAAGUAUCUUCCACUUUCCUACCAAAUCUCUUUUUAUUCUGGCACAUAAAUGAAGGGAUCGAAGAGAUUAUGGCAGAUCAUGUUCACCAAGAAAUGACCCGAAAUUUGAUCUUGGUCUAUUUGAGAUUGUUCUUUUUAAUCGUAAUCAAAGAUGUUUUCUUGUCUCUCGUUUCUUUUAUGAAUAAAUUGAAGAACCUAAUGGAUUUAAACUCCGGGUGA